AUGACUCUGUCAUCCAGUGUUGAAUACACUAUCUUGGAAGCCAAGAAUGCAGGAUGCAUAGGGCCCAAGAGACCUGGGUUAACUUUUGCUGCUGCAUCCAUUCUAAGUUGGCUAAAGGCAAGGCAUCUUUAUAUUUGCGACUUUCACAAAAACUUAAUUCAGAGCGUGAGAAACAGAAGAAAGAGAAAAGGCAGUGAUGAUGAUGGUGACUCGCCAGUGCAAGACAUUGACACUCCAGAGGUUGAUUUAUAUCAGUUGCAAGUAAACACGCUUCGAAGGUACAAAAGACACUUCAAGUUACAGACUAGACCAGGACUCAACAAAGCACAGCUUGUUGAAAUAAUUGGUUGCCAUUUUAGGACAAUUCCAGUGAAUGAAAAGGACACCUUAACAUAUUUCAUCUACUCAGUGAAGAAUGACAAGAACAAACCAGAUCUAAAGAUGGAUAGUAGUGUUCACUAGGAUAGAAAAAAUUGGGACUAAGACUUGUUACAAAUCAAAAGACUGUUUUUGACAUACAGAAGCCUUCUUUGUAAAUUUUUUUCAGAGAAUUGUCUCUGACUUAUUUUUCAUGGUCUUGCUGACUCAUUUGAAAACAGCCUCCUCUAAAAUGCAAUUUCCUUGGCAAAAAUAUUUUAAAUAAAUAUUAUUGAUAUUGUUGCUGAAGUGGGUGUGUUUGGAAUUUAUUUAGUGGGUUGCCGUGUCUGCAUAGUUUGAGAUUAGUCAAUAUAUAUUUAUUACUAUUAAAUGUUCAUUGUGUUCUUCAGUUAUAGAACUAUACUAAAUGUUUGAAAUAUGUUUAGAAAGAAUCACAGUGCAAUAUUGCUGCAGCAUUUAGAAAACAGUGUUUUAAGAUAAAAGGCCAUAAUAGAAUUGCGCUGGACAUCAUGAAAAAGUUCUACUUGUAGUUAAUAAUAAGCAUAACUGUCUGAAUAACUCCUAGUCUACUAAAACUGACAUGCUGGGUUUUUUUUAGAUUUAUCUCUUCAUUAUCUUAUCUUUUGGGAUAUGAACUGCCAAUAUUUAAGGUCUUCCUGCCAGUGUAGAAGAGAGGUUAUUGUUAGGACUGUUGGUUAUUUAGUGUUAUAAUACCUGCAGUUCUAAGUAUAGAUCUGUUCUCCUUCGAAAAGAGGUUCUGAAUGCUGCUACUCCAUUUAUCUCUGUCUAUCUAUAAUAUAAAAAUAUGCUGUGUUGUAGAUCUUACAUUGAAGAAUGGAGAAUUGAGUUUUUGCUGUGCAGUCUGUAGUAUGUUAAUUCAUUUCAUUUCUUGUUCCAUUGAAGCCUGCAAUAACUAAAACUAUAAACACAAGAAGGUAACAAAUCUUCAGGUACAUCACUGAAAUCUGCACACUGUAUAUUUUUUUCUUUAGUUGUCUAAAGCAGUGGGGCCAACCCUUGUGCCAUGCAUGCCACAAAUUAGCCCCGCAUCCUCCACAAGAGUUACUCCAAUCCUCUUCCCCUGUUCAAUCUGCUACCCUGCUUUCUGCUCUCAACCCUGUGUUCCCUGCUGAAUCUUCUGCUAUGCCCCCUGCUCCCUGGCAGAGCUGUUUGUCGUCACAUGCCACUUGUAACACUCAUGCUGCAGGUUGGACACCUCUGUUCUACAGCAUUUGUUACCAGUGAUAUUAAACAUUCUGUAGUUCCACUUAAGACGGAAACAUUAGGAUCUAGUUGAAGUGCUUUUCCCUCUGUGAUGCCUACUGACUCCUGUGUGUAUGAGGAAGGAGCAAAGAGGUACUAGUAUCUAUCUCAGGAUACAUCUGUGUCCCCCUAGAUUUGCUUGAUAGUCAUAUUGGAUAUCACUUCCUAACCAAGUCUCAGCCACUUUCUCUGCAAGAAAAAAGACCAUUUUUGUAUUUAAAACUCACAUAUUUUCUUGGUACUACACAUAGGUGUUUUAGCAAGCUCUUGCUGGAAUCAAAAAAAUUGUUCUUUCUGCUCAGCAUCAGGCUAAUUAGAUGUUUGAUUUAAGGUUCUGUUUUGUUCUUCCUCCUUCCCCGCCUCCUCUUCACCUGUUAUGCUUUGUUCACAACUUAGUCGUCAUCACUAAGUGCAAAACAAUAUCUUUCACUGCAGUUAUUAAAUAAUGGAAUUUCUUUA
Molecule: messenger RNA, 2100 nt
Organism: Alligator sinensis (Chinese alligator)
Lineage: Eukaryota; Metazoa; Chordata; Crocodylia; Alligatoridae
Gene: SAP30
Product: Sin3A associated protein 30
Exons: 5
Coding region: 1-462 (153 amino acids)
Biological process (GO): regulation of DNA-templated transcription
Cellular component (GO): histone deacetylase complex
Molecular function (GO): transcription coregulator activity; protein binding
Source: RefSeq, a predicted model, not a curated record